Molecule: messenger RNA, 913 nt
Organism: Cornus florida
Lineage: Eukaryota; Viridiplantae; Streptophyta; Magnoliopsida; Cornales; Cornaceae
Exons: 5
Coding region: 47-688 (213 amino acids)
Source: RefSeq, a predicted model, not a curated record
UAUAUAAAUAAUCUGAAAACGGAUCAGAAAAAUCACAGCAUCAAAAAUGGCGUGCAGAACAGUAUUCCGAACCGUCUUCUUAACAGAGGUGUGGCGACCUUUGCCUCGUAAUGGAACCUCCUUUUCAAUUUCAUUUAAUACCCACAGAUCUUCAACACCCACUUUGGGUUGUGACUGUAAAAACAUUAGGGUUCGAGAUUUCCACUUUGGGCGACGAACGCAACGCCUUAAUUGCUCCUACAACGAAACCCCAUCAUCAUCAACAUCAUCUUCUCAGGAUGACCAUGACCAAGACCCACCUCAAGAAGCUGUUCUUAAGGCCAUUUCAGAAGUUUCAAAGACAGAAGGACGGGUCGGGCAAACCACUAAUGUUGUCAUUGGAGGCACAGUAACAGAUGAUUCUACCAAUGAAUGGCUUGCUCUGGAUCAGAAGGUAAAUUCCUACCCAACAGUCAGAGGGUUUACAGCGAUUGGAACCGGAGGUGAUGAUUUUGUGCAAGCUAUGGUUGUUGCUGUUGAAUCAGUCAUUCAAAAGCCAAUCCCCGAGGGCCGGGUGAAGCAAAAAGUUUCAUCAGGGGGCAAAUAUGUAUCUGUAAACAUUGGACCUGUUCAAGUAAUUUCAAGUGAGCAGGUUCAAGCUGUAUACAACGCCAUGAGAAGAGAUGACCGGAUGAAAUACUUCCUUUAAUCAAUUUUUGUUUUGUUUUCUGUAUAGAAUGCUAGUUAUCUAUGCCCUUUUGACCUCCCUGAAUUUUCUUCUCUAUUUAUGCUAAUUAUCUACAUGCUCCUUUGAUCAAUGAAUGAUAUCAUUGUAGACAGUGUUGAUGGUUAAAAAUUAAGAGACUUCAUUUGCUCUAGAUGUAUACAAUGUUGUCUGAUUUUGAUAUAUGUCAAUCAGAAGUUUUUCUUUGGA